This is a messenger RNA of Dendroctonus ponderosae (mountain pine beetle), 1584 nucleotides long. RefSeq lists its product as uncharacterized. The record is from RefSeq and is a predicted model, not a curated record. The coding region runs from base 176 to 646 and encodes 156 amino acids. The transcript has 4 exons. NCBI's taxonomy places the organism in Eukaryota, Metazoa, Arthropoda, Insecta, Coleoptera, Curculionidae.
AAGGUCUCCAUCCCCCGAAUGUCACUCUUUGACCUCGUCUUGGCUGGUCUCACUCGCUUUUGCUCGUUGGUUUCUCGGCCUCCAUCGACCUACAUACGUUUCCUUUGAAAUAAGAAGCUCUUUUACGUUCGAUACGCCGCAUUCACCAGUUAAGACCCAGCACCGUCUAGUAAAAAUGAAACAAAUUAUUUGGUCAUCUGCUGUCUUAGCAAUCCUGCUAGUCGUAAUCACCGGAACGGAAAGCCGGAGUCUAGCCAAAAGAAGUGCCAGUCCAAGCAUAGAUUCACAUGAAUCGGAAGAACAUAAUGGGUAUAAAGACAAGGCAAAGGUGGAAGUAGCGUUUGGCGUCAAAGAUGCGAUUUUAGGAUUCGUUUUUGAUAAAUUGAAUAAAUUCAUCGACCAAAAAACCCAUUGGAUUGACCAACUGGAUCAUCAGAACAUCGCUAAGAACAAGGCGCAUGGCAUCGAGCCUCCAACCGAUCCGGUGAUUUCGCUAUCGAAGAUUCUGUCCGGAGCUAUUGGCUCUAAAUUGGAAGCGGCAGCUCCACUGCUCAACAUUGUAACGAGCAAGUUGGGAAGCGGUUCUGGAUCUGGUUCGAACCAUGGAGGGUUCAACUUGGGAUCGCUUCUAGGCGGGCACAAAUAGAACAUUUUAUCAAGAUGGUUUGUGUUGUGCAGGCUCUGGCAAGUAGUAGCUGAGUUGAAAUCAAACGAUUUCUUGAUUUUGAUUUGUUCUUUUAAGUAUAGGAAAUGCGCAAUUUGCAAAAUGAUUAAUCUUUCCGCAGUAAUUGCCCAUUAGAUGUUUAAUUUACUUCACUUUCCUUGGCUGCUCUCGAUUCAGUAUUAUGCAAAAUCAGAAAAUUGUCAAGAUCAAAUCGUUAUACGUAAGUUUCCUUUCAGUGUGUUGUUGGAUUAUCUUUGAGGCCAAUUUAGUCAUGUUUUUAUUUAAUAAGAAAACCUUGAGAGGACUGAUUUUUCAUUAAUUACUGUCCUUUGCACUUGUCUUUUACUUUGCAUGAUAAAAGCGCAAUUGGAAAAGUCUUCACUCUUAACAAUCUGCAAGCAAGGUCAGAACAUUCCACUCAACUGCUGCUUCUUGCUAAAAGCGAGGGACAACCUUUCUCUUUUUUUAUAGAAAUUAUUCCUUCGUAUUACACAAUCCAAAAUGAUAUAAUGUACUGAAAUCUAGAUGAUUAAUUUCAUGUAAACAAGACGGUCUGACCCACAUUAGUUAAAGAUUACAACGAUAUUUUUUUUAAGUUAUUUAUAAAGAUUUUAUAUUCAUUAGUAGUCGCUAGACAUCGCUUACUAUUAUGUUUCAAAAUAUCGACUUUUUGAAGAGUUUUAUUCUAGUCAAAACGUUUAGUAUCUAAAAUUAUGCAGCUAGAGUUACGGAUGUCAACAUUUCUUUCGCGUCGCUGUAAUCUUUAAAGCGGUUUUGUCAUUAUUCCCAUGUAGAAUUUGUAUCAUUUUCUAUUCGAAAUAUCAAUGGAAAGUUGUGGAAAUUGUAAAUAAUUUGAAAAAGAUGCCUGUUUUUUUUUAGUGCAUGUACAUAGAGUUUUUAGUAAAUGUUAUUUAUAACAA